UAACCACUAUUUUGGGCGCCAGAGGCAGAGGAUGGAAGGCGGGCGUAGGAUGCACCGCCGCGAACGACGGCAGACUUUAGGCGCUCCUGUUUUUAUCUCAGCCGUCCUUGAAAAUCAGCCGUCCUUGAAAAUCUCGCCAUCGAGUUUACCUUUGUGUCUGUACAUGGACGAAAAAGCUAUUUUACGUGGUAAAGGAAGUAAGACCAAACAAGAAUCCAAGGAGGUCUCAAUCCUGCCACAUUUGAUGGUUGGGUCAUCUCAUGUGAGUUUGACAAAACAAGUUUUUUAUCAAUACGAGAAGGCAGUUGGGGUGGAUCUAUGGGACUCACACUACGAACAUGAUUUUGACAUUAUCAUGAGGACAAAACAAGUUUUUUAUCAAUACCAGAAGGCAGUUGGGGUGGAUCUAUGGGACUCACACUACGAAGCGCACUUGCAGAAAUUGAAGGAGCUUAAC
Molecule: messenger RNA, 457 nt
Organism: Striga asiatica
Lineage: Eukaryota; Viridiplantae; Streptophyta; Magnoliopsida; Lamiales; Orobanchaceae
Source: the annotation of a GenBank genome assembly